Molecule: messenger RNA, 1724 nt
Organism: Onthophagus taurus
Lineage: Eukaryota; Metazoa; Arthropoda; Insecta; Coleoptera; Scarabaeidae
Product: brachyurin-like
Biological process (GO): proteolysis
Molecular function (GO): serine-type endopeptidase activity
Source: RefSeq, a predicted model, not a curated record
AUGAAUGUUUUAGUUAGUAUCGUUUUCUUUGCGAUUUCCACGCAGGCGUUUACUAUUGAUUGGUUCAAAAUAAAGAGGUCUGAUCCACAAUUUAUUUUACAAUUUCUAAAGAAUCAUCAUGACAAAAUUGUAGGAGGAGAAGAAGCGGAACCCCAUUCAAUACCAUACCAAGUGGGACUUAUAAUCAGUUAUAAUGAAUAUAGUAGUUUCUGUGGGGGUUCUCUGAUUUCAGAAAAUACCGUUCUAACUGCAGCUCAUUGCAUUAAUGGAUCAAGUAAUAUUCAAAUUAUUCUCGGUGCCCAUAAUAUAAAUUUAUGGGAAGAAUCCCAACAACUAAUUACAUCCAAUAAUUACACUGUUCAUGAAAAAUGGGACCAAAAUACUUUACAAAAUGAUAUUGCUCUUAUACAUUUACCAACCUCUGCGAAAUUAAACGAAUAUGUACAAAUUAUUCGGUUACCAUCAAGAAGUGAAACAAGUGAUUUCGCCGGUAAACGUGCCAGAGUUAGCGGUUGGGGAAAAGCUUCAGAUUCAGCCACGGGAAUAAGCCCAACUUUACGUUUUGUUAACGUGGUGGUAACCACAAAUGAAUUUUGCGAGUAUUGGUAUAAAGGUUACAUAACUGAAAAACACAUUUGUACGGAUGGUGGUGGUGGAUAUGGUGCUUGCGGUGGCGAUAGCGGUGGUCCUUUGGUCUUGUACGAACAAUUAAUUGGCGUGGCUUCCUUUAGCGUCUCUUUGGGUUGUGAGGUAGAUUGGCCUUCUGGAUAUCAAAGAGUUACAUCUCAUCUUGAUUGGAUUGAAGAUAAUUCGGAUGUAGUAAUUGGUAUAUCAUCCACUACAACAACAACUACGUCUACACCAUAUUCAUAUAACAAAGCUUCCAGUGAUGUUGACUGGAGUAAUGUUAAAAGACACAAUCUUAUGCCAAGAAUGCCAGCUAACUUCUGGGAUUUGCCCAAAAACAGAAUUGUUGGAGGUCAAGAAGCUGUUCCAAACUCCAUUAAAUAUCAAGCUGCCUUAAGAGUUACGGUUGGUACUGAAAAUUACUUCUGUGGAGCUUCCCUCAUCUCCACACGUUACCUUUUAACCGCCGCUCAUUGUGUUGAUGGUGCUUCCGAAAUCCAAGUUACUUUGGGGGCUCAUAAAAUUAAUGAAGCUGAAGAUACUCAAGUAAAAAUUACCACAGAUGCUUAUACAAUGCACUCUGGUUGGGAUGCUACCCAAAUCAUUAACGAUAUUGCCGUCAUCGAUUUGAAACAAGAAAUCGAAUUAACCGAAAAUAUCCAACCCGUUAAUUUGCCAACAUACGCUGAUGUCGCCAAUGAGUUUACUGAUUCAGUAGCUCGCGUCAGCGGAUGGGGAUUGGAUUCUGACAGUUCCGACAGCAUUAGCCCCGUUCUUAGAGAAGUUUAUGCUACCGUAAUUAGUAACUUAGUUUGCAACAUCAGCUAUUUAGGACAAAUCCACAACAGCAAUAUCUGUACUGGUGGAUCUGGUGGAGUUGGAUCUUGCAGUGGAGACAGUGGUGGUCCUCUCGUUCACAAUGACAAAUUGAUUGGUAUUGUUUCUUUCGGACUUGCCAUCGGUUGCGAAGUUGGAUGGCCAUCUGCUUUCACUCGUGUUACUACUUAUUUGGAUUGGAUUCAAGCUCAUUCUGAUGUUAUAAUCCAUUAGAAAAUUUGAAAAAAAAUUUACAAUAAUAAAUAUUCUUGUUAAAUGAU